This is a messenger RNA of Racocetra persica, 605 nucleotides long. Lineage: Eukaryota; Fungi; Glomeromycota; Glomeromycetes; Diversisporales; Gigasporaceae. The record is from the annotation of a GenBank genome assembly.
AUCCUUUUGACGAAAAUUUAAGUACGCGACAAGUUACUGCGCUUGUCAAUACUUUGGUGAGUUGCCUCCCAGAUGUAUCGAAACCGCAUCUUAUCCGUUACGGAAUUAUUUUGCCAACUGCUCCCCAACCACAUUUCAAUUAUCCGUCAUUUAUAAAAGUACUUAAGUUGGACCAGUUGAGUCGAGGUAUAUCACGUUGGAUAACAAGAUAUGCAACUGCUGAAGUUAAUUUACCGUUUCCUGGUGAUCCAUUGAUAGUGCUUUGUACUCAUUUGUCAGCGGAAAUUCUUCGAGUGGUUUUUGUCAACUGUUUUCUAAAUAGAAUCGCGAUCAAAGAUUCUCCGUGGAUCAGUGUUCUUCAAGAUAUAACGCCGUGGGCUUAUGUUCGGUGUGUUCAACGGAUCAACGAACUUCAUAUCGCGCGGGUGGACUAUAAUUCACGUAUAACAAAUUUAAUUGAUUUGCAUAAUCUUUCGUAUCUUAUAAAGAUUUGGGCGUCACGUUGUCACGAAAUUAGAUCUUUAUAUAUUCGAGUGGGUGAAGAAUCACAAUUAUUUCAUGAUUUUUUACCAAAAUUAGUAAAAGCCCAAGAUCAACUUAUCAAA